Messenger RNA from Dendrobium catenatum, 1492 nucleotides. RefSeq lists its product as uncharacterized. The transcript has a single exon. NCBI's taxonomy places the organism in Eukaryota, Viridiplantae, Streptophyta, Magnoliopsida, Asparagales, Orchidaceae. The annotation marks the transcript as partial. The record is from RefSeq and is a predicted model, not a curated record. Gene Ontology annotation, molecular function: catalytic activity.
AUGUCCAUGCCUCCUAUUGCUGCUUGGAAUGUUCGGGGAUUUAACAAUCCCAUCAAAGUCAAGUAUUGUAAGGAUCUUAUUGCUGUCCACAACAUUAAGCUUCUUUGUGUUUUGGAAGCUAAGGUUACUCUCUCUUCUGUUUCUGACCCUUGGUUCUCCUUCUCUCACUCCUUGUUUGAGAAUGAGAAAUGCUGUGAUAAUUUUAACCAUUCUACGCCUGGUAGAAUUUGGGUUAAAUGGGAUGAUGCCCAUGUGAAUUUUACUCCGUCUUUCUCCUCUUCACAACUGAUCCAUGGUCUUGUUGGUGCUGGUUCUUUUCCUCCUUUCUACAUGUCGGUUGUAUAUGCUGCUAAUACGGUGGAAGAGAGGAAAGUGUUAUGGAAAGAUCUUCUCAACAUUUCUUUUAAUUUGAACUCUCCAUGGAUUAUUAUGGGUGACUUCAACUGUUUUAGGUUUGGUGGGGAAAAAGCUGGUGGUAUUCCAGUGGCUAAUGAUAGAUUGGGUGAACUUAACAAUUUUGUUUUUGAUGCUGGAUUGCAAGACCUUGCCUCUGUUGGGUUAUUUUUCACUUGGUUUAAUCAAAGGAGUGAUGAUCCUAUCCAUAUCAAGUUGGACAGAAUGUUCACCAAUUCUGCCUUCCUGGACUCCUUUCCUACGGCAUUUUAUAAAGUGGACACUUUUCCUGGUUCUGAUCAUGCUCCACUGAUUCUUAAUGCGUCUCUUUUCAGGAAAUCUGCCUCUAGAUUCAUGUUCAAAGACUUUUGGACCAAUUUUGAUGAGUUUUGGGAAUUAACUCAAAGAGCAUUUGAUAAACCGGUUACUGCUAGCCCUAUUGCGGUCUUUUAUGACUGCUUGAGAUCUCUAAAAAAUGAAAUUAGGGGGAAGACCUGGAAUUCUUCUAACUUUAUUUCUAACAGUAUUCUUGAGUUAAAAAAUGCCUAUUUCAACUGCAUCAAUGAUAUUCAAAAGGACCCUUUGAAUUCUGUUUUGAACUCUCAUCUUAAGCAUACUAGUGAGAAGUUGGCUAUGUUUCAAGCUGCUUGGUACUCUUGGAUUUCUCAACGGGCUAAAGCCUUCUGGCUAACCCAAGGCGAGGAUGAUCUUGGUUUUCUUUAUGCCAAGAUCAAGUCAAGGAAGAACAGAAAUGUGAUUAAAGAGCUUACUACCCCCGAUGGGGUUCUUUCUUCUCAUGAUGACAUUUCUAAAGCUCUUAUUAAUCAUUUCCAGAAUCUCUUCAAUGCUCCUUCUCCAAUCUUUGAAAGCUCUCAUAAUCUGCCUGUUGGUAAUUUGGUUCCUUCUCAUCUUUUGGAGGGCCUGGUGUUGCCGGUUUCUAAUGAUGAGAUUAAAAAGGUUGUGUUUGAAGGGGUGCCUUCUUCGGCUCCGGGCCCGGACGGUUUCUCCUUUGGCUUCUAUCAAAAAACUUGGCAUUUAUCUGGUUUUUUCUUAUGCAGAGCUAUAAAGCACUUUUUCUCUUCAGGGCAGAUGCCUAAAG